Messenger RNA from Leptopilina heterotoma, 10115 nucleotides. RefSeq names its product PHD finger protein rhinoceros (gene rno). Bases 1120 to 10041 code for a protein of 2973 amino acids. Lineage: Eukaryota; Metazoa; Arthropoda; Insecta; Hymenoptera; Figitidae. The transcript has 12 exons. Gene Ontology annotation, biological process: regulation of transcription by RNA polymerase II. The record is from RefSeq and is a predicted model, not a curated record.
UCUAGGAACAUUUUGUUGUUUAGUUGGGGAUUUGGUGUUUGGGGGGCUUGUUGAAAGGCGAAUGCCCAGCGAAGAUCUUCAUUUUUCAGGCACUAUGGCGCCAAAUAUCAGUAUCUACUUUUAUGUAAAUAUAUUAUCGAUUUGGAAUGUUUGGAAAUCAAAAAACGCGCUCACGUUAUACGGUCGUGGGUGUAAUUAAUUGAAUGACAGCCAGGAAUCGUUGGAACGCUUCAGAGUGAGUACUGCUGAGAUCUCUAAUGAGGACAUGUUGGUUAUCCUGUGACAGAUACGCACUUUGCGGAAUAAAAGAAUUUGCUUUUCCUGCAUCCCGGCACGGUUUCGCGUGCACUUUUCUGUGAAAUCACGUGUACAUUGGCCGCGCGCGCGAAAAUCUAUUCCUCUAAUAGAUCAAUAAUAAGGUAUUUAAUGGAGGAUGAUUUCCGUCUGUGUGUGAUUUUUGUGUGUGCGAUGGUGCUGCUAUCUCGAUUGUCAAUGUUGUCGAACAUCAGGAGCAGCAGCGCAGCGUAAUGGCAUUUUCUCCCGUGCGAACCCAGUUUUCCUACAAUUUUCGACUAUUGUUCGCGUCAGUGUUUAUUCGAUAAUAUAAUAAUUUAUCGAGGUUUAAUCGUCUUGUGCUUAUAGUGAAUUCGCAAAAUCCCCAAAAACGCAUACUAUGGCUCUCAACUCAAUGUUUACAUGUUCUCUAGGAUGGGAGCAACCUUCCACGAUUUUUCCCGAUCUUGCGAUUCCUCGCCGAUCCUAAACGUUCACACGUUAAAUAAUAUCCGAUAUUCAUCUCCUGGACGAAGCGUGUCAUUGUGUUUUUGUCGCGGAUCACUGUUUUUUAUAACCUCUACCCCUUCCUUUGCAACUUAGACACACCAGCAGUGCAAUUUUGUCUUCGGAUCACUUCCCAGGAUCACAUUUUCACCGGCUAUUUUCAUCCUCUGCAUGGACUCCGAUGACGCACGCACGUGAAUUUCAUCCAAUGGUGAUUCUUCUACCCUAUGGGUUCCGAAGGAUUUUUGUGUUCCAGAUAAUAAAUAUCUAGACAGCUAUGUAGAUGCGCACGGCUCUUUUGCAUGUGCCGCAUACCACUAGCUCAAUUGGUAUAGUAGAAUGGCACAACGAGGCAAGAGAAUUAAUAGAAACGAUAAUGACUCGGCUUCUGGCCCGGGUGCGGUUAAGAGAAGAAAAUGCAGAUUGGGUCCAGCAGUUGUGGGCGCUACGCUGUCGGCAAGCGCCCUUGGGCCAUCCGAAGAAGAAGAGACGAUGGCAUCGUCCAGUCAAGGGGGAGCAUCCUGGACCCCCCGACCUCUCAGUGACAUUAAGAUUUCCAGUAUAUAUAAUCGAUCCGCUGCUGAGGCUCCGGCCGAAUUAUUUCGCAAGGAUUUGAUUAGUGCUAUGAAAUUGCCAGACAGUGAACCAUUAAGUUCAAAUGAAUAUUGGGUUAUAACUGAUCAAUGGAAGCAAGAAUGGGAAAGGGGUGUACAGGUGCCCGUUAAUCCGGACUCACUUCCUGAACCCGUGGUCACUGUCAAUCAAACUACAUCUACGAACAAAUCCACUGGCGAAUUCAAAUUGCCAAAAAAGUUUAUAAGAAUAUCUCGGGAUGAUUAUUUCAGUACCGAGGAGCAUCAUUUGAGCAAUACACCAGCACGAGCAGAGAAAGCUUGUGCUUAUGAUCUCGAUGAUACUGACAUUGCGUGGCUCGAUCUUUUAAAUGGAGAACGAGCACUGGCUGGUCAACCUCCGGUUUCGGAAGCACAACUCGAGAGAGUAAUAGAGGAACUUGAAAUUCGAUGCUGGGAGAGGAUACAAACAAUAGUCAAAAAUGAAGAAGGUCUCGGCAUUGAAUUUGAUGAGAAUGUCAUUUGCGAUGUUUGUAGAUCGCCCGACUCCGAAGAGGGAAACGAAAUGGUCUUCUGCGAUUUUUGUAAUAUUUGCGUACACCAGGCAUGUUAUGGAAUCACUUCGAUUCCCGAUGGCUCCUGGUUAUGUAGAACAUGUUCCUUGGGACAACGUCCGGAAUGUGUUUUAUGUCCAAAUAAGGGCGGUGCAAUGAAAUGUACGCGAACUGGCCAAAAAUGGGCGCAUGUUUCCUGUGCCCUUUGGAUCCCAGAAGUUAGCAUUGGUUGCGUUGAAAGAAUGGAGCCAAUUACUAAAAUAUCUAGUAUUCCGCCAAGUCGAUGGGGUCUCGUUUGUGUAUUGUGUCGUGAACGCGUUGGGGCCUGCAUUCAGUGCAGUAUAAAAACAUGCAAAACUGCGUAUCACGUGACUUGUGCUUUUAAGCACGGUCUCGAGAUGAAGGCCAUCAUCGAAGACGAAAUGGCAGAUGAUGGUGUCAAAUUGAGGUCGUACUGUCAAAAGCACAGCAGAACGAAUACGAAAGAUAAAGUAGGCGUCGGAGGAGGAGGAGGAGGUGGUGGAGGCGGUGGUGGCGGAGGCGCAGGUGUUGGAAACAGUAGCACUAAAGGCAAUUCCGAUUCUGAAGAUGGCGAAUCCAGAAAACGAAAACGCAAAGACAUGACAUCUGAGGAGAAAAAUCAGGCACGCGCGGCAAAAUUACAAGAAAUUGAAGCCGAGUUUGAUAAGCACGUUAGUUUAAAAGAUGUGACAUGUCAACAAUUGGAUGUAGAUCAAGACACAGUUGUCUACAUUUACAAUUAUUGGAAAUUGAAAAGAAGAGCUGGCAAUAAUAAACCACUUUUGGCACUGCGAUGCGGUGAACUCUCUGGCGCGGGAACACGAGCUCAAGGUCAAGCUGCAGACAUAGAGAAAAUGAAAACAUUUGUACAGUUGCGACAAGACCUUGAACGUGUGAGAAAUCUCUGUUAUAUGGUUAGUAGACGAGAAAAAUUAUGGCGAUCAAUGUUGAAAUUACGUGAGCAGACCUUCCAUAAACAAAAAACAAUUAUGGAAGGUCCAGCAUUACCACCAGCGACAGUUGAAGCAGUAUUGUCAGCAAAUCACGGCCCUUCCAUUUACGAUCGUCUUUAUUCACAUUCAGAAGUCGAAAAUUAUCCGCGAAACAUUGAGUCACUCCUUCUCAGGAUAUCGGGUGCAGAAUCGCCCACGCCUACAUCCAGUGAUGAGAAGAAAGUGCAACCCGAUUUUAAUGGUGCGUCAAAUAAGAAACUUUACUUUAAUGGCACCGUGAAAAGAAAGAGUUUAUACGGUAGUGAUAUGUCAUCGAUAAGCAGUAGUGAAACGGACAUAAAACCGCAAAUAAAAUCCCCCUCAAAAUCACCUGGAAAAUCGCCUGCAAAAUUAACAACUAAAGCCACAAGCAAAUCAAAACCACUGAAACUCAAACAGGAAACUGACUCGAGUACGGAGGAGGAAGCUGUCGCCUCUACCAAGUCGAAAGCCGUCAGAAGAAAGGCCAAGAAGACUGGUGCUCCGGAUCGACCGAGAAAAUCAAUUCGCGACAAAACCACAACAAGGUCACGUACAUUGCAGCACAUGGAACGUGAACUCGACAGUGCAUCCGGAAGUGACAGUGACGAACUGGUUCUCCUCAGUAAUGCGAAUACAGCCGCGAGACUUGGUCCAACUUCCGUUGCGGCAAUAUACUCCGACACUGAUUCAAAUUCCCAGGAACCAACUUCGCAUUCCAAUGUUCUCAUCACAAAAGCCGCUGUUAAAGAAUUUUCAGCAGCCGAUCUCUCCAAGAAUUCGCAAAAGUCAUUCGCUGGCAAGGAAACACGACCGGAACCAGAGGAGGAAGGACUGAAAAAUAAAGAGAAUCUAAAGACUGCCAAGAAGAAGGAGUGUCUACCAUCGGCUCUCAUUGUUCCUCAGCGACAAGCUGCAAAGAAAGCGUCCGAAAUUAUGCAACGCUCGCAGAACAAGAAGGAAGUGACAGCAGAAAAUGUCGAGGCAAUUAAAUCGCCACCGGAGGAGAAAACACCAAAACCAAUCAAGGAAAAGAAAGAGACAGUCAAGAAGCAAAAGGACAUCAAGAGUCAAACUGGCAAGGACGCCAAAAACAACGACAUUUACGAUUUCGAUAAAGAAUUUGGUGACGGCUCAGAGAUCCUUGCCUACGUUCCUCAACGUCAAGCGGCAAAGAAAGCUGCCGAACAUAUCAAGAGUGGAAUGGGCUCAAAAGCCCCACCGCAAACCGAAAACGAAACACCGGAACUCAAAGCAAAGAAAGAUUCACCCGAUUCUAAGAAGAAGGAAAUCAAGAAGGACGAGAAGGAAGUUGUUUCUCCAAAGAAAGAGGAAUCGCCCAAGAAGCCCAAGAAGAUUGUACAAGAAAGUAAAGCCCUCUCGGUACACUCGAGUAACAGUAACAGCGAGAGUAGCACGAGCAGCAGUUGUAGCAGUUCCUCCGACAGUAGCAGCGAUUCCGACGACGAUGGAAAUUCAUCAUCCAAAGAUCAAGCAGCCUCGACGAGCACAUCGUCUGAAAGUGAUUCAGGACAGCAGAAAACUAAAACACCAGUUAAACGACCAACAAACAAAUCUCUUGAUUCCUCUGAUGCUGACAAGAAGGCAGCGCAGUUGGUGGGGCGGAAACUCAAAAAGCUGCCCGAUAAGAAGCUUAAAACUUCCGACGGGCGGCGUGGAACCGAGUUUCAGCCGCCGCCUACUGAGAGAGAGGAAUCAUGCAGAACCGCGUUGUUCAAAGAGCAACCAACUGGCAAAAAGCAAGCAGAACAAAGAGACGUCAUCAAAAAGCCCUUUCUUGUAUCAGACCAACAACAACAACAACAGCACCACCACCAACAACACGAAGAGCAGCAUCAAUCUUCUUCAGCAGCAUCAUCAUCUAACCAAAGUGUGCACAGUCGGUCUCGAGAUAAUGAUGGGCCAAGAAAUCUAUCUGGGGGCAAAUCUACAAAAAAGCCAACACCACCAGCCAAGCAAGCCCAACAAACCACUCCCAGGAGUAAAGAGGAAACUCCCGGAGACAAAGCCAAACUUGAAGCACGAAAGCGAAAAUCAAGUGAAAAUACCCAGAAAGAGGAGAAGAAUAUCAAAGAGGCGUCUCUGGUCAAGAAACCUGAAAAGAGGCUGAACGACAAACACCAAAAGAAACCCGACGAUGACAAAGAGAAACUACGAACCGAAAAGGAGAAAUUAAUCCGAACCGAGAAGGAGAAAUCCCAAAAAUCCGACAAGGUUCUCCUUGCCAAGGUCAAGGUUGACAAGGAAAAGGAGAAACCACCAAGGGACAAAGAAACAAGAAAAACGGAUAGAGAACGUACCCUCUCAGAACGGGAAAAGAGUUUAGAAAAGUUGUCCGAAAAAUCAAAAGAAGAAGAGAAGGAAAGGGAGAAAGAGAAGGAGAAGGAGAAAGAAAAGGAAAAGGAGAAAGAGAAAAUGAAGGAACUUCAAAAGGAAAAGGAGAAACUCAAAGAAAAGGAGAAGUUAAAAGAGAAAGAAAAGACCAAGGAGAAAGAGAAAGUCAAAGCAGAUCAGGAGGCGACGAAAUCAACCAAAACUGAAACACUCCAAUCACCGAAAGUCGACGACAAACGAAAGAAAUUCGGUAGUAAGAACGCAAUAAAUAUUCUCGAGGAGGAAAUAAAGCAGAGAAAAGCCGAGAGAGACAGUCCCAAGAAAUCGUCGAAAGGUCUAGAGAAACUUCUCGAAAAACGUGAACAUCUCGAUAUGUUGUCGAGAACCCGUGACACAACAAAACACAAAACCCUUCAAGAAAGUCUAAACAAACUUCACGAAAAACACGAACUUGAAGUACUCAUCAAGAGUAAAGAACUCGCCAAACAGAAGGAACCACCAGAAACAGAAGAGAAGCAACAAAAAUCAAAAUCAGUCUCAAAUCUCCAAUUGAAGGAACACGAUAAUGAUGAUGAUGAAGGACGGAAAAAUAACGCCAGAAAAUCAAAUACAGUGUUCAGCAAGGAAGAAGAUUCGACUAAACCAGAAAUCGAAAGAUCGAGCGAUCGUCGAGUGAUCGAAAUAGUGAAUAUUCAACACGAGAGCGAUACACGACAGAAGGAGGAAACAAAAGAAGUUCUACCGAGCGAAAAUCUCUUCUCAUCAAAUCUCUCAAAACCAACAACCGAGAAAUUUGGCGCUAAUGAGAUUAUCGAGAAGGAAACGAUCAAACGAAGAAGAUCCAUUCAGCGCUCAAUAUUCUCCCCACAACACGGAAGCAAAGAUCCAAGUGUCUCGGAAUUAUUCGACUUUGACCAGGAUCUCCUCACCGACGACAUGGUCAACGACGACGGUUUUGGUAUACACCGCGACGUCGAGGAACGUUCAGCUCCACUGUCAUUCUCCUUCCCCAACGAAUUAUGGUUCAAGGAAGACUCCAAGGAGGACAGUGCUAGGGAAACACUGCAUCUCGUCGAGAAACUUCGCAUGGAACUCAACAAAAAAUCCAACACCAAUCAAUCCGAAGUUGAACCACCAUCGAGCGACGAUAAUCUCAAGAAAGAAGACCGCCUUCCCGAGAGUGCAAAGAAUCACCUCCCAGAGACCAAAAUCACCGAGGAACCAUCACGAGUCUACGAAAUCAAGACCAAUGACACUCAAAGAACCGACGAUCUCACGUACAAGAAUCACAGUUUCGAGAAUAAACAGAAACCCUGCUAUGGAAACAGUGGCGAGCAAACGUACGAUCCAUACAGUAAUGAAACUCUCGAGAGUGGAAAGGUGACAGUCGCCGAGAGGUCGAAAUUGGACCGUGCCGAGGCAGACGAACGAUGGGUACCGCCCAGUAUGGAGACAUUCAAUCCCAACGACGUCCAACACAUGAACGCCUUGAUGGAGAAUCAAAAUCAUCGCUACACUCAUCAAUUCCCGAACGAUAUCGCAGCCGUUAUGUCGGAGACAAAUGUCGAGAGUUUGGCCCACUCGCAGCUAAAUAUGAAUAUUCAGGAGCAAUAUCAACUUCUUCAGCAGACACAGGCACUGGUGCGAGGUCAACAGCAUUUGGAGAGUCACGGCGACGGGAGAAUGUCGCAAGUGCCGAUGUUGGAUCAGCCGAUAGCGGGUCAAAUGGUCGACGACAUCACGCCCAUGGAAAUGGUGAACAGACACUUGAUCAGUCUGCCGAAUGUUGUUGGCGAUCAAGGGAACGAAAUGGACCACAGUCUGGAGAAGGAGGACCUGGAUCCCAGGCAGGACUACACGCAGAAUGGUUCGCCCUACAAUGACAUCAGUGUGACUAGGCAGGACACCCGCUGGGCAGAGAGUCAGGUUCUACCCUCGCGAAGGUCGACGUCUUCUUCCAUUACUUCCGCCUCGUCGGCCGAGGAGCACUCCUCAAUUCCACCGUACAAAAGCGUGCCACCCAUGUCGUUCCCUCCAUGCAACAUCGACGCUGGACCCUAUCAUUCGUACUCGGAGACUGGGGCUUCUUAUCCCGGUGCUGUCUCACUAUUCCCGCCUCAGAACUGUCCGGGACCACUUCCUUAUCCUUCACCAGGAGAGUUUUGCUUCUCAGGAAUGUUUCCUCCACCGUUUGGAGCGCCAUUUCCAACGGCUCCAACAUUACUUCCCCAUGUACCGAAGCCUCUAGAGGACUCGCUCAAUCUCCAGGCGUCACCGUGCACAGCUGCAUUCACAUCCUCAUCUCACAAUAUGGCAUUAACUGCAGCUAUGGUUUCACCGACGAAAAUUUCCACACCACCACCUCCGCAUCAACUUCAAGUACCACUUCCAUCGUCCGAACCCGAUCAGCACGUCCCCCAGGAUCUUGAGCCCCAAGGCAGUUCACCGGCAAUGCCCAUCUCAUUCCUCAACAACGUUCCCGACGUUCACGUCGCCGAAUCUCAUCCGCAAGAACCACAGGAACCUCAAGUACCUGAACAAGUACCAGAACCCCAACUACCAGAAUCGAUAGUAACACCCGAAACUCGCUUAUCUGAAGUUGUCGGCGAAGAAACGGACGUCAAGAUCUCAUCUCAAAUCGGUAAAAAAUCACCAUCGAAACCCACGAGGACAUCGGCUAGAGUCACAUCCUUACAGGCGAAAUCACCGGGUAAAUCCCCACGACAGGAAGUCGCCAAACCACAAAGCGCAUCACGAAGUCGUGGACGCACUGCGAAAAAUUCCCAUCAAACGAAUUACCGAGGCCGUGGUCGUGGACGAGGCAGAGGCAGAGGUCGAAACAAUCACACUUCACUCGCGUCACUAUCACACCACCACAGUGACGAUGGAAUUCAGAACAAACUCGUCGGCACCGUCUACGACUUCGACUCCGACGAGGACUCGCCAAGUGAGGCGAACAUCGCCGACCUGCGAACAAUGCGCGAGAGAAAGAAAUCAACCGAAGUGAGUGAGAAACGUGACAGUAUGAGUGUGGCGAGCGAUGGAAUGCAAUCACGUCUCUCCAGUCCCGGUGUUCACAAGAAAUACGACGACAAAGUACUCACGCCGCCUUCAACACACAGCGAUUCGGUAAUCACCGAGUCGGAAACAUCAGGACAGACAUUCACAAAUGCUGUCUUCCCGGUCAUGCCCGGUCCAGUCGAUAUGCGAACGUACUCAACAUUCGACGGACAAGUGCAGUCGUCCUACACGAAUCAUUUGCUCGGCUCAUUCGUCACCGGCUCGGCAGAUCCAUCGAUUGCCGACAUUGAAGAUCUUGACAAGAGUCUCAACUCGUCGAUGCAAGAGCAAAUCAGUGAAUUGUGCUUGAAACCGAAUGUGAACAGUCCAUUGGUGAUCACUUCGCCCAAUGCUGGCGACACCACCAACAAGGUUUCAUUGACCGAUUCGCGAAAUCAGUUGAAGGUGAAAAUUAAGGGACCUUUCUUGGAUGCCAAUUAUGUGCCGACCGCCGCCGUUCCUCCUUUGGCUCAGCAGGCGCCUGUUAUCAUUCCGCCAACGGCCACCAGUGCUUCCGUUGCGUCUGGCACUUCGAAUCUUCGACGGAUGCGAAAGAAGGAACUCCUCAGACAAUAUUGCUCGCAGGAUAUGAACAUGGACGAUCAGAGGAACGUGGCGUCGGCUCCAAUAGCAACUCCACCAGUGAGUCGAACUGGCAUCACAAUUCCAAAGGCGGUGACUUCAAUGACCAGCAUUCCAACACGAGAGGACUACAAGGCCGUUGUCGACGCAAAUAUGGAAAAGAAACGAAGAAAAGAACGCGGCGGCUUCCUCGAUCCACCGGACGACGAUCUCGAGAGACGACGAAGUUCCGUUCAAUCAGGCGCCGUCGAUCGUCGCCGAGGCAGACAAACAAGACCCUCAACUGCCUUCUCGCCCAACAGUGGACCACCGAAACUAAAAAUCAAAAUCGGCAACAGCAUCAUUGGUCCCGAUCCAACGAAUCUACAGGACGACAAUCGCAUCCGACCGCCAAAGAAACGUCUCAGUAACAUUCCCAGUAAGCCAAGUAUGGAGGACCUGAAACGCGAGAGCAUGAAAUAUCGACGCCUAGUAAUGGCCGAUUUUCACAGCGAGGAACAGCCAAAGGUCAAAAGUAAAAAGGACAAAAACGGCAAGCGAAAGAAGCGACAAAAUAAAAAAGACUGUCGCGCCCAACUCGUCGAGGACGGCGGUGUUGCGCCGCCAAAAAUUAUAAUUCGCCUCGGCAAAAGUAGUAAAACCUCCACAACCACCACCAAUGAUGAGAGCGAAUUGAAACUCGACGAGCAAGCAAGUUGCAGCGAUAAUACAAGAGUCGAACCGCCACCUCCACUCGAAUCAACAAACGAAGAGACAACCUAUCCCCCAAUUGAUGUACAAUCAAACGAAAAACAAUUAUUAUCAACGGAUCCAGGCGCUGGACCCGCAACAAUCGGUAACGUACGUUCAGCAAAAGUGACACCCAUUAGAUUAAAACUGACACGCUGUCAUGAGGGCUACGAACUAAAAGCGCCAGCGGCGAGCAGUGCCAACAAGGACACCGCGACAAUUCCAUCGGAAACUGGAACAACAACAACAACAACAAAAACCACUGAAACAAAGUCCGAAUUAACGACCACUAAUGUCCAGGAUACGACGGAGAAAUCUUCCAAAGAGGACGAUAUUCCCCUUUUAAACGAAAACGUCACUCUCAAUACGUCAGGCUGUCCACCUGCACCGCUCCCGCAAGGAUGCCAAGUUAGGUGAUAAUUAAUGAUACUUGUAUAAUAUAGUAAUUAACGGUUCUUAUUAGAAAUUAUCCAAUAUCAAUAUAUAAAUAU